CCAUGGGAGACUGCUGGGCGCGAGAAAACCCACACUCCCGCCUUGCUCACCUACGCACACGAAGUGCUGUCCCGUGGCUCCGAUCCCCCGGGCAAACAGCACCAUCCCUGAGGGGGGCAGAAGGCAGAGCUGGCCUUCCCAAGGUUCCCCUGCAUGGCUUCUGUCCAAGAAAUGGGCAGGCUGUUUGUUGAACGUGGACUCUGCCCAGAGAAGAGCCGCUUUGGGGCCCUUCCCCUUUCUGAACGCCAGAGGUCUUUCUUCAGCUCGGAUCUCUAGCUCGGUACCCAUCUUCCAGGGCUGCUGCUGGAAAGAGCCUGAGAUGGAGACGGCCGCUCUCCUUUCCCACCCGCUCUGGUUCAUCUGCUCCUUGGCCCUCCUGGCGCUGCUGUGGGUGCGAGGAAGAAAAAGCUGGAGACCUGAAGCUUGUCCCGUAGACCUGAGCGGCAAGACGGCCAUCGUCACUGGAGCCAGCAGCGGAAUUGGCAAGGCCGUCGCUCUUGACCUGGCACGCAGGAAUGCACGGACAAUCCUGGCCUGCCGCUGCAGGGACAAAGGCCAGGCUGCAGUGGAGGAGAUCCGUAAAGCCACGGGGAACCCUCAGGUGCAGCUUCGUCUGCUGGACAUCAGCUCCAUGGCCUCCGUCCGUGAUUUUGCCAGGAAGUUCCUGGAGGAAGGGAGCCAGCUGCACAUCUUGGUGAACAAUGCGGGUGUCACAGGCCUGCCAUUUGCCAUCACAGCUGAGGGCCUGGAGCUCACGUUUGCCACCAACGUCUUGGGCCCCUUCCUGCUCACCAACCUGCUGCUUGGUACCAUGGUGGCCUCUGCUCCAGCGCGCAUCGUGAAUGUGUCUUCCUUCCGGCACUUCUGUGUCAGGAAGGUGGACCUGAAGUGGUUGACCGGGGAGGAACUGCCCAAGAAUGCCAGCCACGCCUACGACUGCACCAAGCUCAUGAACGUCGCCUUCACCAUAAAGUUGGCCCAGAGGCUCCAGGGCACCGGCGUGUUGGCCAACGUGCUCAGCCCAGGAGUUGUCCGGACGGAGAUCCUGCGCAACUACGGCCGGGCCAGCCGUCUGCUCUACAGACUGUGCAGCCCCUUCAUGAGGAGCCCCCAAAAGGGAGCCACCAGCACUCUCUACUGCGCAGUCGCCCCGGAAGUGGAGGGGAUUUCCGGCAAGUACUUCGACAGCAACUGCACCCUGGUGCUACCUCAAGACCUGGCACAGGACCCGGGCCUUGGCCAGAGACUGUGGGAUGCGCUGGAGAAGGCCACGGGCCUCAAGACGGAGGGAAGCCAUCAGGCAGUCUCAGGCCCUCUGGGAAGGGAACGUUAGGGGGCUGCUUCAUCUUUUCUGGCCAGGGUAGUAGAAGAGCUGCUGCCCAGCAACAUGGAUCCCUGACUCCCCUUCCAAGAACUCUUUCCUGCAAAGUGGCCAAGCCCUUCAACUUCACAAAAUUCACCCUGGGUUUUCUCUCAUGCUGUGAACUGAGGACCUUGAGGUCUCCCGGGGGCCCUCCAGCCCUCUGUUCGAGUUUGGGGGGGGCGGGGUCUGCACGAAAGCUUUGAACCUCUUUUUCCCAGGCUGUUUGCAUGACAGAUUAAGUUCCUCUGGAAGCUGCUCAGAACCUCCUGAUGUUUUUUUGUCUAGAGACUCUGAGGCUCCCCUCAGCUUCAGCACCGUCUCUCCAGCGAUGCCUUUGCAGUACGGCAGGCUCCCCCCAUCAGUCCUUUUUCCUCGGCUGCCCAGGUUCUGCUGUGGGGUUCUAUCUAGUCUUUAAACCAUGAAUAGUCUGAUUACAAGGGAAGAGUGACUUGUGGACCUUCUUACUGAAAUACAAUAACCAAGUUUGUUUUGCACUCUGA
This is a messenger RNA of Crotalus tigris (Tiger rattlesnake), 1863 nucleotides long. RefSeq names its product chromosome unknown C2orf81 homolog (gene CUNH2orf81). Bases 320 to 1333 code for a protein of 337 amino acids. NCBI's taxonomy places the organism in Eukaryota, Metazoa, Chordata, Lepidosauria, Squamata, Viperidae. The transcript is spliced from 7 exons. The record is from RefSeq and is a predicted model, not a curated record.